AUGGCGAGCGCCGGCGCGGCGAUCGGAGCGCGCGCGGCCCGCGCCUGCGACGGCUGCAUGCGGCGGCGGGCGCGGUGGCACUGCGCCGCGGACGACGCCUACCUGUGCCAGGCGUGCGACGCCUCCGUCCACUCGGCCAACCCGCUCGCGCGGCGCCACCACCGGGUGCGCCUCCCCUCCUCGUCCUCGCCGGCGGCCACCUCCUCCCUCCAGCACGCCGACCCCGACGAGCCCGCGUGGCUGCACGGGCUCAAGCGCCGGCCGCGCACGCCGCGGUCCAAGCCCGGGACGGUGGGCAAGCACGGCGCGCCCGCCGCCGCGAAGGCCGCGGCUGCCUCGGCGGUCCCCGAUCUCGAGGCGGAGGACUCCGGCUCCGGCAUCGUGGGUGACAACGACGACGUCCACGGCGUGGAGGUCGACGACGAGGAUCUCCUGUACCGCGUCCCGGUGUUCGACCCCAUGCUCGCCGAGCUCUACAACCCCAUGCCGGUCGACGAGUUCCGGGAGCCUCUCGAGCAGAAGCCCGCCGUCUGCUGCUUCUCGUCGCUUGCCAAGCAGCCGUCGUCGGAGUACGCCUCGGGCGUGGCCGGGGCGGCAGACGGGUUCACCGGUUUCGACGUCGUGCCGGACAUGGAGCUCGCCAGCUUCGCCGCGGACAUGGAGAGCCUGCUCAUGGGAGGAGUAGAAGAGGGGUUCGACGACCUGCGGUUCUUGGACGAAGAGAAGCCCCAGCUGAACCUUGACUUCGACAUGGCGGACUUCGAUGAUCAGAGCACCGCGGCGCCGGCGCCGGAGCAAGAGUCGUUAGAGGACAGGAAAAGGAAGCGGUCGGACUCGGGGAUGAUACUUAAGCUCGACUACGAGAGGGUCAUCGACUCCUGGGCCCAUGACGGCGGCUCGCCGUGGUUCUACGGCGAGCGCCCCCACAUCGACCCCAGUGAUGAUUCCUGGCUGGAGUUACCGGCGGGGAGCCGGGGGUUCGGGCUCGGCGCAGCGGUGACGGCGGUGACCGGCGGCGAGCGGGAGGCGCGGGUGUCGCGGUACCGGGAGAAGCGGCGGACGCGGCUGUUCGCCAAGAAGAUCCGGUACGAGGUGCGCAAGCUCAACGCCGAGAAGCGGCCGCGGAUGAAGGGCCGGUUCGUGAAGCGCACCGCGCUGCCACCGCUGCCGCCGCGGCCGCCGAUGGUGCUCGCGGGCCACGGCCACGGCGGCGCGCACGGGCGCUUCCGUUUUUGA
This is a messenger RNA of Triticum turgidum subsp. durum (durum wheat), 1236 nucleotides long. The record is from the annotation of a GenBank genome assembly. Lineage: Eukaryota; Viridiplantae; Streptophyta; Magnoliopsida; Poales; Poaceae.